This is a messenger RNA of Branchiostoma belcheri (Belcher's lancelet), 7097 nucleotides long. RefSeq names its product HEAT repeat-containing protein 1-like. Gene Ontology annotation, biological process: maturation of SSU-rRNA from tricistronic rRNA transcript (SSU-rRNA, 5.8S rRNA, LSU-rRNA); positive regulation of transcription by RNA polymerase I. Gene Ontology annotation, molecular function: snoRNA binding. Gene Ontology annotation, cellular component: t-UTP complex; small-subunit processome; 90S preribosome. The record is from RefSeq and is a predicted model, not a curated record. The coding region runs from base 102 to 6665 and encodes 2187 amino acids. The transcript has 43 exons. Lineage: Eukaryota; Metazoa; Chordata; Leptocardii; Amphioxiformes; Branchiostomatidae.
UGCACGUGGGGAGAUGUCCCACCGGCGGUUCUAAGUUUUACACCUGGAAAUCACCGUUUUCCUUCAACUUCUGGGAGACGUACGUUCACAGACACACCAAGAUGACAUCUUUAGCGACCCAGCUGCAGCGGUUAGCCUUGCCGCAGUCAGAGCUGGCUGUACCAGACAAGGACAGGGAGCGGGCCUCGCUGCUGUUUGAUCCUAAGGAGGCUGCUAAUCUAGACAGGGACACUUUCUACGCACUUGGAGUGAAUGGUUUAGAUGAGCUGGCCAACAUCGACCCAGUGUUUCUAGACUUCCACAACAACCUGUUCAGUCAGUCCUCGAAAAACCUGGAGCGAGUGGUUCAGACCAAGGAGGUGAACGCCAGACUGGACGAAAACAUCUCACGUUUCCUGACGCUAGUCUCUCCGUACUUCCUGCUGAGACCUGCACAGAAGGCACUGGAGUGGCUUAUCAACAGGUUCCACAUCCACAGAUUCAACACAGAUGACCUGGUGGCCUGUGUGUUGCCCUAUCACCAGACUAAGAUGUUUGUACGUGUCGUGCAGCUCUUAAAGAUCGAACAGCCCACCAACCGCUGGAACUGGAUGGCAGCCAUUCAGAAACCUGGGACCCCUCUGGCACGAUCUACAGUUAUCAACCAUUGUGCUGCUGACCUGGGUUUCCUUACCUUCAUCUGUGACAUGGUACAGAAGGCAACCAAGCUCCACUCCUCCCAGGACUCCUCUGCGCCCUCCCCCAUGCGCGCCCUCGUCAGUUUCUACGCCACCACCAUUCUGGGGGCACUGGAGGUCACGGAAACCAUCAAAGAGAACAUGGUGACCAAACUGCUGCCCUACGUCCUAAAGGGCCUGAAGUCCCGGGCUAUUCUGGACUACAAGGCUGCCUCGUAUGUCAUCAUUGGACAGCUGGCUAACAAAAUCACCAUGCAGGGUCUGCUGGUGCAGACUUUUGUCAAGGGCAUUUGUAAGCACAUCAGCCCACAGCUGUCAUUGGAGGCUGUCACCUGUCUGGCUGUCCUGUGUCACAAACAGCGAGUGGACAAGCUGCCCAAAAGAUCCUUUAAGCUCCUGUGCAGAGUACCCGGCCUGGUGCAGACUUUAGCCAGACUGACCACUGCCCAUGAGAUCACAGGACUGCUGACCGUGUUCCUACCUCAACUGGUCAAGGCUGCGGUCAAUGACACAGUCUCCACCACCACAGGUACCAGUAGUGAGGGUGAGGAUGGUACCACAGGUCCUGUCAGCUACUGUGGUCUCCUGGAGAACCUGCUGUUAGAUGUGGAACUGCCAGAAUCACUGCAAACUCUAGUAGCCAAAACCUUGUUCCAGGACUACCUUACAGUUAGAAGUCAGAUGACAGGGAAGUCACCAUCAGCAGUGCAGUCUCUGAAUGAGAGGGCGGGGCCUAUUGUCAAACUGAUUGACAGGAGGUACCCUGUUGCCAUGGACACCAUCCUGCAGAUCCACAUGGGUCAGAGUGCAGAGGAGGUGUCUGAGGUUUCCCAUGAUGCCGAGCAUGUGCAGGAGUUUGUUAGCCUGUCACUUGCAGGGUUAAAACACCAGCUGGUCCCUGAAGCACAGACUUCCCUGGUGCUGUCUCUUAACCAUCCAAAUGCUACUGUACGCAGAAAUGCCGUUAAACACCUACCAAAGGCCUGGCAAAGGCAACAGGGAGAAGCUGAUCUACAGUUUGUGAAGGAUGCUCUGAUCCAGAGGCUUGGAGAUGAUGAUGAUGAUGUAGUGAUGGCAGCACUAGAUGUUCUGAAGGACCUGCCCACCUUACCAAAGGAAGGACUUGAAGACUCGUUGAUUCCAUUACUCCACCGGAGCGACGUGAGCGAAUCAGCGGCCGACGUCCUGACCAGCGAGGUUCUCCUACGGGAUAACCCCACCGUUCACGACAAGGUGGCGGUCGCCGUUUUACCCCUCAUGUUCGUGGUCGUCCCUGAUGCCAAGUCUGCGGAGGUCACCACGGCCGCCAUGUUAGCGCGGUCGUACUUGUGUCAGGAACAUCCGCUACUCAAAGGGGCCCAGCAAGCAUGGAGCCAUCUGAGUCAAAGUAGUGAUGUCAAUGUUGUCAUGGCAACAGCCAAUCAGGGCCUAGUCAGUCAUCUUUCAGGGAACCUGGCAGCCAUGGAACCAGACAUGAGGCAGUCCAUGGUACAAAAGCUGUACGAGGCAGCAACAUCUCCAGCAGCGGUUUGUGGGAAUCUUCCCAUGGUUGUCAGCUUCAUCCUGGCAAAUUUGAUCAGGCAGCUAGACCCGGGCGACCAGGGGGCCUUGUGUCAACAGGCACUGGAUCUGGUCUGCAACAGGCUGCAUCAAGUGGGGUCUUCAGAGGACGGCAAGCCAUUGCGUAGGGUUAAGGGUGCACAGGAUCUGCAGAACCUAAAAUUUCUCCACACCAAGGUUGCCAUCAUGCCACAGAACCUAACAAUUCACUACCAGAAGAUGAGUCAUCAAGGCUUGGGACCUGACAGUCCACAGUUUGUGCCUGUUCUUCUGUGGCUACUGAACAACAUUAUAGUCAACCUACAUGUGCCAGCAGAUUUGACUUCUAAGCAGUGGUGGAGCCAGCAGACAGCUGACCCUUCCCAGAAGUCCUACCUGUCCCUGCUGGUACAACUCUUUGACCUUCUAGUGACCUUCACAUCAGGGGCAAAAGCUGACCACCAUGUACAGCACUUUAGACAGCUCAUGCAGAACUUCCUCAAGGUGCACCUGCCAGACACAGCCUCCUUAUUCAGGUUCCUGUCCAUGUUGUGGGUGUGUCACCAUGACGACAGCCACACCCGAGCCCUGGUGCAGGUCAGGGCGCUCCACAUGGCAGCUGUGUGUAUCAACAGCUCUGGAGACAAGGCAGCGUCUAAACUCAUGGGCAAGGAGUCUGGUGUGCUGCCCUCCCUCCUAGUGACACUACAGCAUAGAGUCCCUGCAGUCAGGGAAGCAGCAGUGGCAGUGUUGGAGGCACUGUUAAAACAGUCAGACGGUUCCAUGUACGGAGAAGUCCUGGUGAAGAAACUUGUCCAUGCCAGGGAAGAACUGGUAGCAGACAACAACCACCUGAAACAGGCUCUCCAUGUCCUUUUUAAGCCCUUGGAACAGCCCAAGCUGCCUGUGAGUAAAGCAUCUCCAGGCAAACACAAGCAGAAGGCUGAAGCUAAGCAGGCAGUGCUCCAGGCUACCUUGGACAGCCUGCUGGGUCAUGUGACUGCUGAGGACACCCCUCCUCACAUGAAAGUUGGUUUACUGGAAGCCCUGCAACUUGUCAACAGUCAGGGAGUUUUGUGUUCCCUGCUGCCCAUGCUGGGUGCCCUACUGGAGAAGUGUCCACAUGGUCUCACACCAGAAGAAGCCGCCAUCUUACAUCACAUCCUGGUGAGAUACCAGGUCCCCACAGCUCCCCUCCUGCAGCCUUCCCAUCAGGCCCUGCAGCUGUUCCAGAAGGCCAUGGGGAUCUGUGGUAAACCAUGUGAUGGUCAGGAGUCACCACAGACCAUGGCUCUCAGACAGAUCACAAAAGAGUUCUUUUCCUCGCUGCCCUCCCCUGCUGUGAGACAGGCGCUGCUGUCUACACUGUUUGACCUACAGGUCAUUGCCCCCAACCCUCAGAUUGCCAAGGAGAUCAGCCAUGUCCUCAAAGUGAUUUCUCUCCAGGCUGAAGAAGUUGCCAUCGAGCUGAAGAAGUUCACCCAGUCUGCUCCUUCAACCUCAGUCAGAGGGGCCAAGAAGAUGAGAAGAGCCACUCUGCAGGCCAAGGUAACGCAGCGGUCAGCAACGGACAGCGAGCCGUGGCGGCGUGUGACGGUCAUCCUGGAAAUGCUGCAGAACAAGAAGAAAGUGCGGAGCCUGCAGCUUAUCGUGCCACCUCUGUUCGCAAUUCUGGCAAGGUGUUUAGAGGAGGAAGAGCAGACACCUGUGGAGUACCUGAAACAGCUGGUUCUCACCUGUCUACUCAACACCUGCGAGCGUCUCUCACCUGACAAUAAUCCUCUGCCUCCAGAUGUACUUCCAGAGGAACAGUUUAAUGCAGAGCUGAUUGUCCAGUGUAUCCAGCUGUCUGACAGCCCACAGACACAUAACCAGGCACUGCUGUUACUGGGGACAGCUGCUGGCCUCUUCCCUGAUAAGGUGUUACACCAGGCUAUGGCUAUCUUCACCUUUAUGGGAGCCCAUGUGCUGAGACAAGACGACACCUACAGUCUACAGAUCAUCACCAGAACUGUGGACACGGUCAUACCUGCACUCAUACAGGCCAGUGAAAGGAACCCGUCUCUCACCGUAGCCAAUCAGAAGCUGGACAGCAUUGUUGCCAUGGUGAUUCGCGUGUUUGUGGAUGCCCUCCCGCACAUCCCGGAGCACCGGCGCCAGGCCGUGUUCCACCAUCUUGUGCGUACAGUCGGCGGGGGCCAGUACCUGUGGACAACGUUAGCGCUGGUGUUCGAGAGUAAAGUUGUGGGGAAGACUGGAGGAGGAGUGCAUUCUGAUGGAGAAGACAAGGUGCUGGGGUCAGAUGCAGAGUUCUGUGUGGAGCUGUGCUCACACUUCCCCCCAGAUAUCCAGGUGCUGAGCCUGGUGCAGCUGCUGAAGUACAUCUCCAGCCUUCCGGAGGACAAGGAGGACAGGAAAGGACCAUCCCCAGCCAAGAGGCCAAGGAGGAACGAACCAGUCUCGUCGGAAAAGCGGUCUGAGCCUCUCUUUGACGUGGCCAAUCACACGGCUCACCAGCUGCGGAACUUUAAGUUCCUGGCCGUCAGUUUCUUCCCGGUGUUGCUAGGUAACAGCUUGUUUGUCGGACAGUUGGUGGACUUGGAGAUGGAGGCUAGCGACAAGAUGAGAGGAUUGUACCAAAGUUUACUGGAGGAAACCCUUCAGUACAUCCGUCAGGUUGCCUUGUCUCUUGACAAGAACUCCACCAACCCCACAGCCAGGUUCUGGAGAGCUCUACUGCACAAGGCCUACGACACAUUAGAGAAGGUAAAUGCCUUGCUGCCCACUGAAGUGUUCAUCGGAGUGGUGUCAGGUCUGAUGCAGAAUAACAUGGCUACUGUGAGGAAGAAGGCCAUGGAGCUGCUCAACAGCAAACUGCAACAGCCAGGACAGCAAUGGGCACAGGGGGAGGUUGCUCUACUGUUAGACAUGCUACAAGAGUUACAGAGUGUUGCCAUGGCCUCCAAAGAUGACACACCCACAGCUGAAGAGCUGGCUGUCAAUCGGCAGACAGCCCUGUAUAGCCUGAAGCUGCUCUGUCGGGCACUGGGGACAGCACAUCCGGACAGCUUUGUGGAGGUCUUAAAGGGGGUUACCAAAAUCAUGGAUAACACUGAGAAAAACCCCUUGGUUGUGUCAGCUGCCCUGCUGUGUCUUGCUGAACUGUGCAGCUGUCUGAAGGCUCACGCCAUCCCCCACCUGCCAGCCUUCAUGCCUCCACUCCUCAACAUCUGUCAGUCAACACAGCUCAAUAAAAGUCAGGAGUUAUUGCUGCUGAGUGCCCUGACUGCUGCACAUAAAGUGUGUGAGAAUCUGCCUCACUUCCUCAGCCCCUACCUGCUGCCACUGCUUCUACAGGUUACUAGACUGUCCCAUUUGAUGUCAGAAGCUGAGGAAUUUGCUCAGAAAUCCCACAUCACAGCAAGGCUGAAGGCUAUCAGACACUGCCUUGCCAGCACGAUUGCCCCACGUAUCCUCAUCCCUGCUGUAGCACAGUGUUAUAAUGAACUAGAGAAAGACACCCAGGGCGGUAUCGGUCCUCUCAUGUCUGUUCUGUCCGAGCGGAUCACCACGAUGUCUAAAGAUGACGUCACCGCGCACCAAUCCCAGACGGUCUCUUUCUUCAUAACUGCGCUUAACUACAGAGCCAAACACGCACAGGAUGACUUUGAAGAUGUACAGCAAGUUGAAGGUCAUGUGAUGGAGGCUGUUCUGUCCUUGGUGAUGAAGUUGUCAGAGGUCACCUUCAGACCCAUGUUCUUUAAGCUGUAUGACUGGGCCAGCCGUCCUGACAGCUCCAGACAGAGGUUACUGACCUUCUACCGGCUGGCAGAGGCCAUGGCUGACAGGCUCAAGAGUCUGUUUGUGCUGUUCGCUGGCCACAUUGUCAAAAAUGCUGCCUCUACUCUAGACUCUAACAAUGUCUAUAAAACAGAAGAGACAUAUUUUGGUGACAGCGAUGCGGACCAGAAGAAGUCCUCCCUGUUGCUAGGAUACAUCCUGGACUGUCUCUACAAAGUCUUCCUGUAUGAUAAUGAGAACUUUGUCAACAAGGAGACCUUUGACCUUCUGAUGCAGCCUCUGGUGGACCAGAUUGAGAACCUUCAAGGAGGUGAGGAAGUCUUCACAGCUAGAGUGGAGAACCAUGUGGUGCCGUGUAUCGCACAGUUUGCUGUAGCAGUAGGUGAUGAUGCCUCAUGGAAACCUCUACAUUACCAGAUCAUGCUGAAAACUCGACACGACUCACCCAAGGUUCGAUUUGCAGCGUUACAGGUCCUGGAAGAGUUCCAAAAGAAGCUGGGAGAAAGCUUCAUGGUGCUUCUGCCUGAGACCAUCCCUUUCCUCGCAGAGCUUAUGGAAGAUGAGUGUGAGGAGGUGGAGGAUCAGUGUCAGAAGGUCAUCAGUGAGAUGGAAACCACUCUGGGUGAAGAUUUGCAGAAAUACUUCUAGAAUAGACAACCUACAUUGUAUCAAGAAAGUUGAAGUAUUUAAUUCUUCGAUUUUAUUUGUUUGUUUGUUUGUUUUGUUACCCUAUGAGUCAUGCACCCUUUUGUUUCUUUUUUUAAAAUUUUUAUUGGUAUUUCGAAAUACAAAAACAUGUACAGACAAGACAUGAACAAAGCAAAAAGUAAUUAUAACGUAAUGGUAACAGAGAAAUAAUCCACGGAUCCAAAAAUACAAUCGAGAUAAAACAAGGAUAACAGCAGGGAAAAAACCUCGAAAUAAUAGUACUUGAUCUACUAUAAUACAGAUGACAGAACAAUAUGUUUCUUGUUUGAUAUUCUCUUUACAAUUCUCUGUGAAAAAUCUCCUAUAAUAUUUCUUCACAAGCAAGAAGUCUUUCCCAUGAAAAAAGUGCACCCAAAUUUGGAGCUGUGCACC